This is a messenger RNA of Spinacia oleracea (spinach), 2714 nucleotides long. RefSeq names its product acylamino-acid-releasing enzyme-like. Lineage: Eukaryota; Viridiplantae; Streptophyta; Magnoliopsida; Caryophyllales; Amaranthaceae. The transcript is spliced from 18 exons. Gene Ontology annotation, molecular function: serine-type endopeptidase activity. Gene Ontology annotation, biological process: proteolysis. The record is from RefSeq and is a predicted model, not a curated record. Bases 238 to 2496 code for a protein of 752 amino acids.
CCCCCUUAGGUGAUAAAAUCAUAAGGACUAUUCCUUUUAUAUUGCCAAACCCACCUAACAAACACUCUUGAAUGGUUCUGGUCAGCAGGAUCAAGUCCUCUAUUUCAGCAUUCAAUCCCCAGUUUUGUGUGUUUUCUUCUUUAACAAAGUAACUUUGUUGGCAAAUUUGUUUACUGGAGUGGUCGAACUGAUUCAAGCCAAAAGAAGCAGAAAAGGUACAAGGAAACUCAAUCGGCCAUGGAGGAGGAAUAUGCUAGUCUGUCGACAUUGCUGUUAGAAUUCAGUAACAUCAGUAACAUUGACAAGGCUUGGGUAUGCAAAUCAGGGGAAAACUCUAAGGCAAUAUUUUCUGCAAGUCAACCCAAUACCCUUGCUAAUAGUAACAGAAAGUUUAUUUUGUCUGCUUCUAUUCAUGGGAGUGGAAACAAUCCUGUGGAUUUCCAAUGGUCACCCUUUCCUGUAGAGGUGCGAGGGGCAUCCAUAAUACUCCCCUCACCUUCCGGUUCAAAACUUCUCAUUGUUAGAAAUUCUAAUGACGACUCUCCUACUAAAUUUGAGAUUUGGGGCCCUUCAGAAUUGGAAAAGGAGUUUCUCAUCCCUCAAUCUAUUCAUGGAUCAUUAUACACGGACGGAUGGUUUGAGGGUGUUUCUUGGAACUUCGAUGAAACACUUGUUGCAUAUGUUGCUGAGGAGCCUACCCCCUUGAAGCCCAUUUUCAGUAACUUUGGUUAUAUCAAUGCAAGUACCUCCUCCAGUAAGGGUUGUAACAACUGGGAAGGCCAUGGAGAUUGGGAGGAGGGAUGGGGAGAAACGUAUGUGAAAAAAAGGCGCCCUGCAGUUUUUGUCAUUGAUAUUAACAGUGGAGAAGCGCGUGGUGUUGAAGGAAUUAGUAGUACAUUGAGUGUUGGUCAGCCUUUAUGGGCUCCAGCAACAAAUGCCUCACAACAACAUCUUGUAGUUGUUGGGUGGUCUGCUGAACCAAGAAAGCUUGGCAUGAAGUACUGUACUAACAGACCCUGCGCCUUAUAUUCUGUAGCAUGUCCUUUCAACAAGUCAAAAGCUAUCAAAACUGAUCAAAAAUCAAUUGCACAUGAAGACUCUAAUGCAGUUAUGUUGACGAAAGGAAUUAGCAGUGCUUUCUCUCCACGCUUUAGCCCAGAUGGGAGAUUCCUCGUGUUCUUAUCAGCCAAUAGUGCUGUCAAUUCAGGUGCACACAAUGCAACAUUUUCACUUCAUAGAGUUGAUUGGCCAAAUGACGAGGAGCCAAAUUCAGAGCUACAAAUUGUUGAUGUGGUUCCUGUUGUAAUGUCUGCGGAGGAUGGUUGCUUCCCUGGACUAUGUUUUCCCAUUUUCCUUGGGAAUGCUUGGCUUUCUGAUAACCGUACUGUGAUUCUAUCCUCGAUCUGGAGGAGUACUCAAGUGAUCAUUUCUGUGGAUGUAUUGAGUGGGAGCUUGUCGCGCAUAACUCCUUAUGAAUCAAGUUCCUCGUGGGAUAUUCUUUCUCUUGAUGAAGAUAAUAUCAUUGCAGUGUGUAGCAGCCCUAUAGAUAUUCCUGGACUCAAGUAUGGUUGUCUUGUUAAGGACCAAAUCCCAGGUGCCCCUUGGAAUUGGCAAGAUGUUCCAAGCCCCCUUUUUAGAUGUUCUGAGGAGGUCUCAUCUCGACUUUCAUCACUUCAAUUCAGUAUAAUGAAAAUUCCAGUCAGAACUAUUUCAGAUAGCUGUACAGAAGGGGCGAGAAAACCUUUUGAAGCUAUAUUUGUCUCCCAAAGUGCAAAGAACGACACUUGUAAUCCAUUGAUUGCAGUUCUUCAUGGUGGUCCUCAUGACGUUGCAACAUCAAAAUUCUCAAAGACAUUGGCAUUUUUGGCAUCAACUGGGUAUAAUCUAUUGAUUGUUAAUUACCGAGGUUCUCUGGGAUUUGGCGAAGAAGCACUGCAGUCUCUUCCCGGGAACGUUGGAUCUCAGGACGUCAAUGAUGUGCUUACUGCCAUAGACCAUGUUAUCGGCUUGAAGCUGGCUGACCCUCCUAGAAUUGCUGUGUUUGGUGGUUCCCAUGGUGGCUUUUUGAGUGCCCACCUUAUUGGUCAGGCCCCCGAUAUGUUUUCUGUAGCAGCAAUCUGGAAUCCUGUUUGUAAUCUUGCAUUGAUGGUUGGAACUACUGAUAUCCCUGAUUGGUGCUUUGUAAAUUCUUAUGGAAGUGAUGGUAAAACCGACUUUACAGAAGCACCAUCUAAGGAAAAUCUGAAUGUCUUUUAUGACAAGUCCCCUAUCUCGCAUGUCCAUAAGGUCAAAGCACCUACGCUGUUUCUUUUAGGCGCCCAGGAUCUUCGAGUUCCAGUUCCUGAUGGAUUGCAGUAUGCGCGUGCAUUAAAGGAGAGAGGAAUUGAGGUUAAGGUAAUUAUGUUUCCUGAGGAUGUACACGAGAUAUCCAGGCCUCAAUCUGAAGUUGAGAGCUUUCUUAAUAUUGCAAUGUGGUUCAAGAAGUAUUGUCAGUAAUAGGUCAAGUGCCAUUCUCAUGAAGAGAGAUGCUUCACAGAAGAUGUCAGUGUGAACCGGAUUUCCGCUGUUGAAGUUGCAAAGAUCUGGGAUUGUUCAUUUCUUUCAAACAAUAGCAAAGUAAUUAAGAUUUAUAACAAUAUCAUAUUCAAAGGGGAAAUUUACAUGGCGAUCUUAUGGUUCAUGCGGUUUAAUCUUCUAUUAUUAUUAUUUACGAA